Molecule: messenger RNA, 457 nt
Organism: Etheostoma cragini (Arkansas darter)
Lineage: Eukaryota; Metazoa; Chordata; Actinopteri; Perciformes; Percidae
Product: dynein heavy chain 5, axonemal-like
Exons: 4
Coding region: 179-457 (92 amino acids)
Source: RefSeq, a predicted model, not a curated record
CGUCCUCCUGCAUAGGAUCUCCUCCUGCUGUAAUCUGAAGGUUGAGUACCAGAGAAGCUUCCAGACGCUCAGAGACAAACUGAGAGAGAAGCCCGAAAGCAGACAGUUCGACUUCAGUGAGAACCUGAUCUUCGGGAAGUUUGAUGCUUUCUGCCGCCGUCUGGAGAAGAUCGCCGACAUGGCGUCUUCCCUGGAGAGUCUGGCUGCCCUGCAGCACCUGAAGGUGGAGGGCGCCGAGAAGAUCUACGCUCGCUACCAGAACAUCGUCAUGGCGACCACGUCCAAGACCUACGACGUCCUGGACCACCGCAGGCUGGAGUUUGACAGUGACUACGCAGACUUCCAGCUCCAGGUGCAGAGCUUGUUCCAGUCUCUUGAGUCUCUGCUGGACUUCUGGUUCCAUCAGUCCCUCACUGUGAGUCCAACACGACACAAGCUAGAGAGAAUACAGCUUUAA